Molecule: messenger RNA, 2812 nt
Organism: Topomyia yanbarensis
Lineage: Eukaryota; Metazoa; Arthropoda; Insecta; Diptera; Culicidae
Gene: Chpf
Product: chondroitin sulfate synthase 2
Exons: 2
Coding region: 218-2626 (802 amino acids)
Cellular component (GO): Golgi cisterna membrane
Molecular function (GO): glucuronosyl-N-acetylgalactosaminyl-proteoglycan 4-beta-N-acetylgalactosaminyltransferase activity
Source: RefSeq, a predicted model, not a curated record
UUGGUUCUUGCGUGGGGGUGAACUUCAAUCAUUCAAGUUUUUUAUUUGUUUUAAUACAUCUUUGUGGAAUGAAAAUUUAAUUUUGCAAACUGGUGCCUAUAGGCGUUGCCGUCUGAUUUGUGCUGUGGUAAAGGAACCGAAAAAGAUCACUUCAAACGUAAGGAAAUGAAAUUUCAAUAAUCCUAUUGCUACGCAGGAAAAAAUUACCUUUGGAACCAUGUGGAAAAUUUGCAACAUCAGCCGAAAUCAGUACUUCCUCGCUGGUCUACUGAUCGGCUUUCUGUACAGCUACUACAUGCCCCAGGACCUAACGGAAAUCGUUACCGAGUGUCCGGAAGCUACGGAGCGCGAACACCAGCUAGCGGAGGAAGCCAAGUACGGCAGCGAAUUUGAACCACAGCUCAAUCUAGAACAGAAACCAAUGACGGCCAAAAAGCAGGUUAAAAACAUUGUCCGACCCAGAUACUACUACACGGAACUGGGUAUCCGGGAGAAACUGUUCGUGGGCGUGAUGAGUACCCAGGAGAACAUUGACUCGCUGGCGACGGCCAUCAACAAGACCUCCGCCCACCUGGUCAAUAAGAUUAAAUUUUUUAUCAAUGCCGAUAAUGUGAAGGCCAAUUUUAAGCUGAAGAAUAUAGUCGGCUUUACCGACACUCGGGAAAAUUUGCGUCCCUUUCACGUACUCAAGUACAUCGCCGAUAACUAUUUGGAUGAUUAUGACUACUUUCUGCUGGUGUCGGAUACGUCCUACGUCAAUGCUCGACUGUUAAAGGAAAGGCUUUCCCAUAUCAGUAUUAGCUUUAACAUUUACAUGGGAACUCCCCAUGUUCCGAAUGAAGACGGAGAAACGCAGCAGGAUUCCCAGUAUUGUGAUCUACACGCCGGAAUCGUUCUGAGUAGCAGCGUUAUUCGUAAAGUCCGUGCCAAUUUGGACUGGUGCGUUCGAAAUGCCGUCUCCAAUCAGCACAAUCUGAACAUCGGUCGCUGUGUGAAAUACUCAACCAAAAUCGAUAGCUGCCAGACUUCCUGGCAGGGUAUCAACGUGACUAGCUACAAACUAAACAGCUACAAGAUAUAUCGCGAUCUGCACAUGAUCAAGCACGAGGAUAGCUUCAAUAAAGCUUCCGUUAUCUACCCGAUCACGACCGCGGACGAUUUCUAUCUGCUGCACGCGUACUUUUCCCGAGUGCAUCUAGAGGAAAUCAAUCAACAGAAAAACUCCAUUCAACAGGAAGCCUCCACCAUCUCCAACGGAUCGCUGUCGAACGACAUCCUCGAAGUUCGCUGGCCACUUGGAGUCCCGAAACCAAACCCACCGGAAUCACGCCACGACGUUAUCCCGUGGACUCAUCUGAAUCUAACACACUCGUUCAUGUGGAACUCGGAGGUUAACGUGCGGCGUCUAUCCACCGUCGAUGCCGAAGACAUGCAAAACAUUCUGAACAAAACCGUGCUGGAGGCGUACCGAACCCAACCGGAGCUAGAGUAUCGCAGUUUACAUUCGGCCUACCGACGAUUCGACGCCGUCCGUGGGAUGGACUAUCGGAUGCAUCUUGAGUUUUACGAUCGAAAACGGCGGCAACCGAUUCUGAAGAGUUUCGAGGUAGUUAAACCGAUCGGACUGAUCGAGAUCGUACCGUCGCCGUACGUGACGGAGAGUACGCGCAUCGCAAUUCUGUUGCCUACGUUCGAGCAUCAGGUACCGGAGGCGCUUCAAUUUAUCACCAGCUACGAGAAGGUCUGCAUGGAUAAUCAGGACAAUACGUUCUUGAUGUUGAUCUUCUUCUACCGGAUGGACACUCCCAGCAAAGGUGACGAUGACGUUUUUCUGCCGCUGAAGAACCUUGCCCUGGGUCUGACGGAUAAGCACAAACAGGACGGUUCCCGUAUUGCCUGGGUUUCCAUUCGCCUACCACCGGAACUGAGUCAACCGGUCAGUUUGAAUCACGUUUAUUCCAGUUCCUUGUACGGAACGAACCAGCUGCUCAGCUUUGCCGCUACCGAUCUGGCUCUGCGAAAAAUUGGCCUGGACAGUUUGGUCAUGAUCUGCUCGAGUGGGGCAACUUUCCGAGCGGACUUUCUAAAUCGAGUACGAAUGAAUACCAUCGCUGGUUUCCAGGUUUUUAGUCCGAUUGGAUUCAGCAUGUAUCCGUGCGGGUGGACCCGGUUGUGUAAGGAGUGCGACGGAUGUGACGUUGGCCAGAGCAGUGGGUAUUUCGAUCGAGCCAAUUACGAUGUGAUUUCGUUCUACAGUCGAGAUUACGUGGAAGCUAGGAAGAUGCUGGAACAACAGUUGCCCAUCGUUCGAAGUGAUCGAGAUAUUGGUAAUCUGGUCAAUUACACACAGGAAAGCACGUCGCCAGACGAGGGAAUUGCAAACGUGGCCGAGCUGUUUGUUAGGUCCAACAGUAAAAUUCAUGUACUACGGGGAAUCGAGCCAAAUUUGCGUUUGGGACGGUCGAUUGAGAACUAUCUGGAGAAUGAUCCGAAUGGGGACGGACUGAUGGGAUUGCACUGUGAGGAAACGAAUCCGGAACGGUGCAUCCGAAUUGCUUCUAAGAAGCAGAUCGGUGACGUUCUUGUGCAAUACGGUCAUCGUAUGCAGGGCGAGGCGCUCAAGUAGAAUUUGGCCGAACAUUUUUUCACUCCAAUACAGGUACGUAGGUAGCAUUUAGCAGAAGCAGCUGUAGCUUCAUUCUUGCCAAAUAAACUAAUUCAGUGUCUUCUGCCGAGCGAAGGUUUUAGUUAGUAGAAUCAAUAUUUUAGACUAAUUUAAGGGAAAUACAAAUUUUAUAAUCCUAAAUCUAAA